This is a messenger RNA of Vitis vinifera (wine grape), 1408 nucleotides long. RefSeq names its product cytosolic sulfotransferase 15-like. The record is from RefSeq and is a predicted model, not a curated record. Gene Ontology annotation, biological process: sulfation. Lineage: Eukaryota; Viridiplantae; Streptophyta; Magnoliopsida; Vitales; Vitaceae. The transcript has a single exon. Gene Ontology annotation, molecular function: sulfotransferase activity. Gene Ontology annotation, cellular component: cytoplasm. The coding region runs from base 103 to 1230 and encodes 375 amino acids.
ACACUUUCUCCUUCUCACUCUUCAAUGUUAUUUAAUUAAUCAAGGAGUUGACAAGAUUCGAUUUUAUCAAUUGUUUAAUUCCAUAAAAUUACUUUAUCAUCUAUGUUCAUACGAUCACAUGAUAAAUUUUGUUACUUUACCAAUUCUUGGCUCUACCCUAUAUUUGGUUUGGGUGCCAUUUGCUCUACCCAUAUUGUCAUGGAAGUCAAGGCAGAAAGCAGCGUCAGUUCUGUAUUUGGAGGAGAUGAUCUUGAAGAGCUUAGCAGUGAGUGUCAAGAACUUUUCCAAACCCUGCCUAGAGAGAGAAACUGGGAUGGCACCUAUAUUUAUCAAUAUCAAGGCUUUUGGUUCCGUGCCAGGACCCUUCAGAGCAUCAUCUCCUUCCAAAGACACUUCCAAGCAGAAGACAGUGAUGUGUUAGUAAUCAGUCCUCAAAAAUCAGGCACCACAUGGCUCAAGGCCCUCACCUUUGCCAUUAUAAACCGAAACCAGAGCGCCUUCUCGCAGAGCCCAUUGCUCACUAGCAACCCUCACGAUCUUGUACGUUUCUUGGAGUUUGAUCUUUAUUUCAUGAAAAAAGAGGGUCCUAAUCUCCAAGACCUUCCUCGCCCAAGAUUGUUAGCAACCCAUACGCCAUGUUCGAUGUUGCCGUCAUCCAUUAAAGAUUCAGAGUGUCGAAUUGUCUAUAUAUGUCGAAAUCCACUGGACAGGUUCGUCUCAAUCUGGCAUUUCGUGAACACCAUUCCAACUCAGCCUCUCAAUCCAACCUCCCUAGACCAUGGGUUGGAGAUGUUUUGCCGGGGUGUAGAGUCAUUUGGACCCUACUGGGACCAUGUGCUGGAGUACUGGAAGAUGAGCAGGGAGAGGCCAGACAAGGUGCUGUUUCUGAAAUAUGAAGAUCUCAAGGAGGAUAUCAGUACCCACAUCAAAAGGUUAGCGCACUUCUUGGGCUUUCCUUUUUCUGAGGAGGAAGAGAGAGUGGGGAUUAUAGAGGAAAUAUCAAGGUUGUGUAGUCUUCAAAGUCUUAAAAAUUUGAUGGUGAACAAGACUGGAAAACGCCCCUGCGGAUUUAAAAACUCGGCGCACUUUAGGAAAGGCGAAGUGGGAGAUUGGGUGAGUUAUGUGACACCUGCCAUGGCAGAACGGAUUAGGAUUCUCAUGGAAGAAAAACUCAGAGGCUCUGGGUUAUCCUUUAAAAUGUCUUAUGAUUUCAUAGGGGAGGGCGGUUGAUGCCACUAGUGUUCUUCUGCAAACUGAUGGCAACGUUUACAUCCAUCUUUCCAUCUACAAUCAUUGAGUAUGUUUCCAUUAUUCACCCUUGUUUUAGACUUGAAUGCAAUGGUUGUAACCUUCAGUAUUCAUUUUCUUGUGAGUAAUUAAGAACCAUGCUAUAUCUUGGUUUACUUUU